Messenger RNA from Drosophila erecta, 1318 nucleotides. RefSeq names its product kynurenine formamidase. The transcript has 2 exons. Gene Ontology annotation, molecular function: arylformamidase activity. The coding region runs from base 218 to 1120 and encodes 300 amino acids. The record is from RefSeq and is a predicted model, not a curated record. NCBI's taxonomy places the organism in Eukaryota, Metazoa, Arthropoda, Insecta, Diptera, Drosophilidae.
UGCAAAACUCGAUUUCAUUCAUUCAUUCCAGAUCCGGUAAUUAAUGCGAAAGCUUAAUUUUACGUUCUGUCCAGCUUUGGCAAUCCGGUUUGACUUGAAGCUCUAAUAUUGCAUUACACUAGACCGCAAACAGUAACAAUAAUUAAGCCUACGCACUACCUACUUUGCCUUUCUAAUCUGUUUCAAAGUCUGAGUGAUUUACUGUCUCUUAUCUGUAAUGUACAAUCCGAGGUGCAAAGACCUUGAUCGGGACUAUUUUCCCAGCUAUCACACGGUCAGGUUUCAGGAGCAGCCGGAACCGAAUUUGGCCGUGCUAGAGCACUUCAUUCGGGUGACCAAGCAGCAUGAAAGGGACCUGACCGAGAAGCAGGGCAUCACUGUGGACCACUUGCGCUACGGAUCAGGGCGUCAGUUGGUGGAUGUGUUCUACAACGAAAAGACCUCCAACCACGCACCGCUGUUCGUCUUCGUGCACGGGGGCUACUGGCAGGAGAUGGACAUGAGCACGUCCUGCUCGAUUGUGGGUCCCCUGGUGCGGCAUGGAUACCGCGUGGCCGUCAUGGACUACAACCUGUGCCCGGAAGUCACCCUCGAGCAGCUGAUGUCCCAGUUCACCAGCUUCCUAAACUGGAUCUUUGACUACGCCGAAAUGACCAAUGUGCAGGAGAUCACCUUGGCCGGACACUCGGCCGGUGCCCACUUGCUGGCCCAGAUACUCAUUCGCCAGAAUGUGAUUUCACCACAGAGGAGUAAGAUGGUGUGGGCUUUGGUCUUCCUGUGCGGCGUCUACGAUCUGAGGGAGCUCUGGAACUUGGAAUCGGUUAAUCCCAAAAAUAUUCUGGGGCUCAACGAGCGGAAUCUUGAGUCCGUCUCGCCCAUGUUGUGGGAAUACACCGAUGUUUCCGUUUGGAAUUCUACCAAUAUCUAUGUGGUGGCUGCAGAGCAUGACAGUACCACCUUCAUCGAGCAGAGCCGCCACUAUGCUGAAGUGCUGAGCAAGAAGGGCUACAAGGCGAACUUCACGCUCUUCAAAGGGUACGACCACUUCGACAUCAUCGAGGACACGGCCAUCGACGAAUCAGAUGUAUCCCGUUUCCUGCGCAACAUUCAAAUUGAAUAAACUAGGCACAGUUUCGUUUUCUGUCAUCAUCUCACUGUUUAUUUUCUACGACUAACUUAGACUAGUAGUAUUCCGUAUAUACACUACCGUAGUUUUGUGGCUUGUACCCAAAGGUAGGGACUUUAAAAAAAUAAGCGUGGUGGAAUCGGUAACCAUUAUAGCAACCAGAAAAAUGUAAGGGCGAAAGUUAUCUUUGAA